UCUGUGGGUGUAAAUUCCCUCGAAGCAGAACUGAUCAGAUCCGAUCAGAUGAUGAGCGUUGCCUUUCCAGUAAGUGUUGCCUGUUCCCAAUGGGAAUAACAAAGAGCAUCAGCGCGAGAUGUCGAUCGUAAGCAUUGUUGCCAGGGAGAUCUUGGACUCCCGGGGAAACCCGACUGUGGAAGUGGACCUUCACACAGAAAAAGGUCUGUUCAGGGCUGCUGUACCCAGCGGAGCCUCCACGGUCUACGAGGCUCUUGAGCUCCGAGAUGGAGACAAGAGCCGUUACAAGGGGAAAGGAGUUUUGAAGGCCGUCGGACACAUCAAUGAUACUUUGGGUCCAGCGCUCAUCGCAUCUGGAAUCAGCGUGGUGGAGCAGGAGCAGCUGGACAACAUGAUGAUCGAGAUGGACGGCACAGAAAACAAAUCUCAGUUUGGUGCUAAUGCCAUACUGGGCGUGUCUCUGGCCAUUUGUAAGGCGGGUGCGGCAGAGAAAGACGUCCCCCUGUACCGCCACAUUGCUGAUCUGGCCGGAAACACGGAGCUGGUGCUGCCGGUUCCUGCUUUUAAUGUGAUAAAUGGAGGCUCUCAUGCAGGAAACAAGUUGGCCAUGCAGGAGUUCAUGGUUCUUCCUGUGGGGGCAGAGUCUUUCAAGGAGGCAUUGAGGAUAGGAUCGGAGCUGUACCACACGCUGAAGGGGGUGAUCCAGCAGAAAUACGGUCAGGACGCCACCAAUGUGGGAGACGAGGGAGGAUUUGCUCCCAACAUACUGGAAAACAGUGAAGCUCUGGACCUGCUGCAGACUGCUAUAGAAAAGGCUGGAUUCACUGAUAAGGUGGUGGUCGGGAUGGACGUGGCUGCCUCUGAGUUUUACCGUGAUGGGAAAUAUGACCUGGACUUCAAAUCCCCACCGGAUCCACAACGACACAUUACUGCAGAUGAACUGGCUGAUAUCUACCAGGGCUUCGUCAACAACUACCCAGUGGUGUCCAUUGAAGACCCAUUUGAUCAGGAUGACUGGGAGGCCUGGUCUCGCCUCACAGCCCAGGUAGGGAUCCAGGUAGUUGGGGACGAUCUGACUGUGACCAACCCCAAGAGGAUAGAAAAGGCUGCAGAGGAACGAGCCUGCAACUGCCUUCUGCUCAAAGUCAACCAGAUUGGCACAGUGACGGAGGCGAUACAGGCGUGUAAGCUGGCUCAGGCUAAUGGCUGGGGUGUGAUGGUGAGCCAUCGUUCGGGAGAGACAGAGGACACUUUCAUCGCUGACCUGGUGGUGGGACUCUGCACUGGACAGAUUAAGACUGGUGCCCCCUGCAGGUCUGAGAGGCUGGCCAAGUACAACCAGUUAAUGAGGAUCGAGGAGGAGUUGGGCGACCAAGCUCGUUUUGCAGGCCAUAACUUCAGAAACCCCAGCGUCCUGUGAAAGCGCACGACAGACAGGCGACUGACAUGUGGUCACACAGAUGCAGACACGACGACACACCAAUACACAAAAGAGACAAAACAAAAAAAUUAUGCACUGGACUUUUGGGAAGGGAGACGAUGCCGUAUGCACAUGAGUAUGCAAAUGUAAUACACGCAGGGGAACAAGAUUAAAAAAUAAACUUUAUAAGCCAGACAUGCACUGUUACUGUAGUUUUAAAGGCAUUAGUUGGUGUCCAGCUGGAGGACAGACUGCAGAAAUAAAGAGCUUUGUUUUACGCAGCAAACAUAAUAAACAGGUACUAAAUACAGCAGCAUGCAGUUGAAAAUAAAACUCGCACUUUGAAGGAUUAACACACGAUCCACUACACAGUCUCUCACCCGGAACACUAAUGCACCCACUUCUGUCCUCCAUCGCUUCAUUUUCUUCAUUGUGCCGUUUCUCUGUUCUUCUGCCCUGAUGUGACCACGACUGAUGAUUUCUCAGUCAUGCUUAAAGUCCCCUAAUAAUAAUAAUCAUAAUAAUCAUAAUAAUGAUCAUUAAAAUAACCCUCUGAACCCUAAAUCCUUCUGUUCCUCUUCAAUGUCUGUAGAUUAGCUGUUGAAAAAGACAAAAGGGAAUCAUUUAAAAUGUAAUAAACAGAAUGCUUGACAUUGAAAAUAAUGUGAAAAUAUGUCAAAUAAAAAGAUUUACAGUUUUAAUCACA
Messenger RNA from Thalassophryne amazonica, 2126 nucleotides. RefSeq names its product gamma-enolase-like. NCBI's taxonomy places the organism in Eukaryota, Metazoa, Chordata, Actinopteri, Batrachoidiformes, Batrachoididae. Gene Ontology annotation, biological process: glycolytic process. Gene Ontology annotation, molecular function: phosphopyruvate hydratase activity; magnesium ion binding. Gene Ontology annotation, cellular component: phosphopyruvate hydratase complex. The record is from RefSeq and is a predicted model, not a curated record.